This is a messenger RNA of Nerophis lumbriciformis (worm pipefish), 1533 nucleotides long. RefSeq names its product zinc finger protein 36, C3H type-like 1a (gene zfp36l1a). The record is from RefSeq and is a predicted model, not a curated record. Lineage: Eukaryota; Metazoa; Chordata; Actinopteri; Syngnathiformes; Syngnathidae. Gene Ontology annotation, molecular function: metal ion binding; mRNA binding.
UAUAAGGCAAAUGUCGGGGCGGGCCAGCGGCACUGGGGAGUUGAAGGACCCGCAAAACACGCACUGCAGCACGGCCUCAACUUCCAAACAACCCGCCGGUUUGGUUGUUGUUGUUUUUUUUUUUUUUCUUCUUCGCGCCCGGAACAACUCCCCCCCCCCAAUCAUGAGCACGGCUGUGGUGUCGCCUUUUUUCGACUUUGAAGCGAUGAACAAGAACAACAAGCUGCUCGGCUUCAACAACAACAACCCCAUGACGGUCCCCAACGUAGCCAUGCCCAGCCCCGCCGGAGCCCUGCUGGACAGGAAGGCGGUGGGCUCCCCGUCGGCGGGAGGCGUGUACCAGCGGCGGCACUCGGUCAGCAGCGGCACCAAGUUCAGCCAGAACCAGUUCCUCAACAGUCUGAAGGCGGCCGAGCACUCGUUGCUGAUCUCCGGGGCGAACAAGGAGAACCGCCUGCGGGACCGCUCCUUCUCCGAGACGGGCGAGCGGCUCCUCAACAAGUGCCUGGGCCCCGCCAGCCCCACGGGCAGCCAAGUGAACUCUAGCCGCUACAAGACGGAGCUGUGCCGGCCCUUCGAGGAGAACGGCGCCUGCAAAUACGGCGACAAGUGUCAGUUCGCCCACGGCAUCCACGAACUGCGCAGCCUGAGCCGCCACCCCAAGUACAAAACGGAGCUGUGCCGCACCUUCCACACCAUCGGGUUCUGCCCGUACGGCCCCCGCUGCCACUUCAUCCACAACGCCGAGGAGCGCCGCGGGCCCCCGCUCAAGUCGUCACUCUCCUCCUCCUCCUCCGCCGGCGAGAUGGAGCGUCCCCGGCUGCAGCACAGCUACAGCUUCGCCGGCUUCUCCAGCUCGGCGGCGCUCCGGGACAGCCCCACGUCCGUCACCCCGCCGCCCAUGUUCUUCCCCGACGAGGUCUCCGACUGGCCCAGCAGUAACCCCUUCACCUACUCCAGCCAGGAGCUGGCCAACUUGUUCGGGCCCAGCUUGAGCAGCAACCCCACGGGCCCGGACCCCGGACACCCCACGCCCCCUUCCCCGACCAGCACGCCUUACUACUUCAGACCCAUGUUGGAGUCCCCUCAGAUGUUCGAGUCCCCGUCCAGCCCUCCCGAUUCCCUCUCGGACCAGGAGGGCUACCAGAGCAGCUCCGGGGGCAGCCUGAGCGGCUCCGAGUCGCCCACGCUCGACACCACCCGCCGCCUGCCCAUCUUCAGCCGCCUUUCCAUCUCCGACGACUAGACUCUUUAUCUUAUUCUGGGUUUUUUUUUUUCUUUCUUUUUUUUGACACGAGGAGAACGGUGGCGCGCCCCCCCCCCCCCCCCCCUUUCUACCUCUCGCCCGGGCGGCGUGGGCGCCGCGAGGACGUAGCGAGUAGAGGGAAGCGUCAGCUAAUCAUUUCAUCCCCGCUAAUCUGCACACAGUUUAUUUUGUUGACGUGUCAUAGUGCCAAAAACGACACCCGAGAGAAAACGGACAACAAAAAAGAAAUCACGACAAAUGACUUUUUUUUUUUUUUUUUUUUUUUU